Messenger RNA from Talaromyces stipitatus ATCC 10500, 519 nucleotides. RefSeq lists its product as uncharacterized. The record is from RefSeq and is a predicted model, not a curated record. NCBI's taxonomy places the organism in Eukaryota, Fungi, Ascomycota, Eurotiomycetes, Eurotiales, Trichocomaceae. Bases 1 to 519 code for a protein of 172 amino acids. The transcript has a single exon.
AUGACACUCGACGCAGUCUUCGAUAUAAUAUGGGACAUCCUACUGUCCUUCUACGUUAUCCGCGGCGCUCUCCACUACUCAACCCUAACAUUCAUCUGCAGUCUUCCUCUAGCAGGAAGCAGCCUGGUCUUGACCUACCCUACACUGGACUUCACCCAGCGCCAAACGCAGGCCACGAUCCUAUUCUUCUUCACAGUCAUCGUCUUUGUCUGCGCACAAUACACAAUGCGACUCUAUAAAGUCCCAUAUCAGACCAGCUAUCGACUGUCCAUUGGCUUGGUGGGCGCGGUGUUUCUACUCGGCGGAGAGUUGGCGGCAUGGACGGUCUUGCACAAGCGGUGGAGUAUCUGGAGAGAAUGGUAUGAGCAGAGUAAUGCGAUUGUGCUCGGUGGACUGGGGGUUAUGGCGGCGAUUUUUGCGUUGAUGCCGUGCUUGUUGAUGCUGGCUGGAGGCGCGGCAGAGUCUCUGUUGAUGGAUGAACCUCCUGAUGUCGCUGAGGAGCAGACCAAGAAAGAUUGA